UGUAACUGAAAGUGCGAUCUAGUAUGUGGCCAGGGAAUGUCAUAAGAAAUGAAGUUUGAUUAAACUUAAACGAGUUAUGAACAUAAUUUGAGAAAAUUUCACGUAGAAAGUGGUAAAAUGAGUCAAGUGGCUACGUACAGGGACAAGAGACAAGUGGUGGCAAAGACCUACGCUCCCGGAGGAUGCCCAGUACACCUUGGAAAGCAAAAAUGUGGCGAAACGCAGGGAUUGGAUAUUAUUAUGGAUUUUCACAAAUUGUAUCAGGAGAAGAUGAGUGAGAUAGAUGUUAGCGCUGGAGGAGAUAGUUUGCAGGAAAAAGUGAGCCUCCAAGAACAAUGGAUAAAUGACCUUACCGAACAAAAUAAACUGCUUGCCAAAGUGAUUGAAGAAUUAGAAUCAGAAACAAUAGGCAGAGUACAGCAGCUGGAAGAUAAACUUAACAAUGCUGUCAAAUCAAUAGGAGAGGAUGAUAAACCUGCAUUGCCAGAAAAACAGAAAAAAAUUGAAGAACCCAAGAAAACUCCAGUGACUGUACCACCAGUUGAGGAUGAUCUGAAAAAGAAAACAGAAGAAAAUGACCGCUUAAAACAACCCGAAGCAGCAUCAGAAAAAGAGAUCAAAAAUCAUUCCAUGUCGAAAGCGGAUAUCGAGCUGAAAGACAUCAAACCGAAAACACCCCCGAAAAAAACCAAGACUCCGGAACCCUCUGAGGGGGAAGAUGAUGCUGGGAAGCUGACGGAAGUACUGAAACCAGCUCCAGAACCCUCCUUGGCCCCGUCGUCGAAGGCGCCAUCCCAGUCUCUGCUGUUCAAUCUCGAAGAAGAUGCGUCGCAACAGGCCUACCAUAAAGAAAGGGUUACGUCCAAAGUGUCGUCUAGGAGGUCAGUGCAUCUGCUCCUUGACGAUGAUGACAAGAUCGUCGAACCGGAAAAGGACUUUUCGACGUCCUUGAACAUUCCCGACCCUCCCUCGACUAUGAGCAUUCCUAUGGUCGGCACAAAGGAUUCCUUGGAACUCAUCAGGAAAGCGUCGCAAGCAUCCCAAAAACCGAAGGAUGACAACGUCUGCGUUUGCGUAGAGAAGGAUUUCUGGGAUGAGUUAACUCAAUUGAAAGAAGAGAACCAAAAGCUCAAAGAGGGAGGUGAGCUCCAACGUAUGAAAAAGGAAGUUGAGGAAAAGAUGAAGCGGAUCCUGGAGCUGAACGAAGAAAACCGAACAUUGAAUGACAUGAUUAACAUGCUCCGAACUAAUCAAACAGGAAAGAAGCUGCAACCUCCAAGCGACUCGGAACCCAUGAGCUCUGACUCAGACUACUGCACGGGAGGCUGCGAACCAACCAGAUCACCCAUCAAGCCACCAUCUGCAAAAAGAAGACUGUCAGCCAGGGACAGAGACCCCAAAACGGUCGCACCCAAAACGUCGAUGAAGCAGUGUUUGUGCGAGGAGGACUGCGACAAGUACUGCGAAUCCCCGCCCUUCAUCGACGUCUACAAGCGUGAAGACAAGGGCAGGUUCGUGUCGGACUCGAGCAGCACGGUGUGCAACGAAGAGAUAUGCGCCUUCCUCAGAAACCUCACGCCCCUAGAGUACAGAGCCAGAGGGGGCUACGACUGCAGCGAUUGCACCGACUGCGCCUGCCCGCCGGGCGGGCCUCUACCCGAUUUUCAAGGAGGGGGCGUGUGCGAGGAAUGCGACGAUCGGACUUGUCCCAACAAGGAUUUCUACGACCAGCCGGUGCAGACUGUGGAUCGGGGCGGUCCACCCGCGGCACCGGCUUCUAACGCCCCUUUCCCUAUCACCUGCACCGACGACACUUGCACAGCGCCCGAGUGUUCGGCCAAGAUGGGCGAUGCGAUGCCUCAAAGCCAAGGUUACGGCCCGGCAUCGGACUUCCCGAUAACCUGCGACGACGAUACCUGCCAAGUACCGGACUGCUCUGCCAAGACGGGAGGGGUGGCGCCACCACAACCCAUCUACGUGGCUCAGGGCGGAGCCAAGCAGGACGCCGGGGUGAUGGUAUCCUGCGACGCGGCCCCCGAAUGCGCAUGCGUCAACCAGGGGUCGUACCCCAUGCAGAUAGACGCCAAGUGCGCUUGUAUGAGUGGCAUCGCGCCGACGCAAGCUGCACCGGGCGUCCCCAAGACUCCGAGCGAGUGCAUAUGUAGUGUGCCGGAAGAGUGCCAGACUGGCGGUGCUGCGACUAGGACCGGAGAUGGGAAGUGUCCCAGAGGAACCUGCGAAACGUGCGUUUGCGCAACUUUCCCGUUGCCUGACGCGAAGAUGCACUUCACGGUUCCCCCGCCUGCGGGUGGUGGCGGUGGAGGUCAGUGUCCAAGAGGUAUCUGCGAGUUUUGCGCUUGCAUGAAAUUUCCUGGAGUCAAGGCGGGUGGAGGUGCUAGGGCUUUACCGGCCGGUCUAGUAAUUGGUGCUACCACUGGUGGUGAUACGUGCGCCAUCUGCGGAUGUGAGUUGUCUCCCAGUGAUAUCAUGGUGGCAGGAGAAGUUUGUGGUUCUGGACCGAGCGGCGUAGCAGCUCCGGGCAAGGCAACUGGUGCUGCCGGCGCUGUAGGACCUCUCACCACAAACCCUUGCCCUGACGAAAUCUGCACGGAACCCUGUUCCUGCAAAGCUGUUUAUUCAGAUACUGGUCCAAUAGGCGGCGGUGGCCUAAAGCGCGCAGGCGGUCCAAAAGGGGCCGUAGGUCCUCUCACCACGAAUCCUUGCCCAGAUGAAAUUUGCCCGGAACCCUGCUCCUGCAAGGUUACUCAAAGCGAGCCGUACAUCGACCCAGACGAUCCUAGACCUGUGAGGGUUUCUCCAGCAGCUGUUGGUGGUGACGCAUCCUGCGAUCCUUGCAAUCCCUGCGUUUGUGACGAAGGCGGCGGAGCGAAGGCAGGACCGGCUUCUACUGGCAAAAGUCUGGCCCCAAUAACCGAGGACUUGUGUCCCGACGAGAUCUGCGAGAAACCUUGUACCUGCAAAGUCGUACCCAGCGAAGGAUAUAUUGACUCCGAUACGGAUUUAAGGAAACGGCAGAUACCAGGGGCAGCGACACAAACCGCUGUCAUGGAGAAGGCUUCGGAGUGUUGCAGCGCCAUCUGCGGCCAAACUACCGGCCAAGCGACGAUGACCGAAACCGAAGUUUGUUCCGUCAUGUGCCAAUCUACGGCCGUGGACGUUUCAGAGCCUUGCGGCGCCCCAUGUGGUCUGGGAAUGGACGCUCCGACCGGCGCAUCGGACAGCGGCGUCUGCGGCGACAGCACUUGCACCAAAAGGUACCCCAAAGGUGGAACGAUGUCCUCUUCCUCUCCAGGCUCCAAACCGAGACCCCCGCCACCUGGUGGAGACGACGGUAUGGGGAUGAUACGUUGCAGUUGCAAAUCCAAGUUCUGCAAGUUGGUCCCAGACCCAGACAACCCGGGCCAGCAGAUGUGCGUGGACGCCUCCGGCGCCAACCAGGAGAACGAAGGCUCCUGCGUCUGCGCGUCUUGUCCGGAGCCCGAGACACCUGCGAAUCCGCCAGAGGGCAGUUGUUGCAUGGCUGCGGACCAAGUACCAACACAGCCUCCUGUGAUGACUGUGAAUCAGCUGUAUAAGGUUACCAAGACGCCGGAGAACCUGAGUAAGGAGCAGGAGUAUGCCGGUUUGUCCCGAAAGGAUAGCGCGACCAGAAGAACGGGGUAUAUCGCGCCCAGGAAGGCUCUGAGUACCUUCGGGAUCAUGGACGUGGACGACGAAGAGUUGACGGGCAACGAAGAAAGUAGGAACGCGGAUCUUAAACUAAUUAUCGCCGAUCUGAAGAGCAAACUGUUGGACGCUGAGGACAAGAUUGAAGAGUUGAAACUUGGCAAGAACUAUAGCGACAAGGAUAACGAUACCGCAUUGGUCAGCAAGUAUUCGGAACAGAUAAACGAAAUGAAAAAGUCGAUAAAGUGGUCUAAGAAAGAGAGGGAAGAAUACGAAUAUCUGAAGCAAAGGGUGAAACAUUUGGAGCAGGGCAAAGGGGAUACUGAAAAUAUAACAUCCAAUCUGCAAACUGCCGUGGAUUUAUAUGUUGACACCAUAGAGGUUUUAGAAGCAUCCGAGGAGAAACUCAAAGCUGAGCUCGAACACUACAAAGAUGUGAAUGAGGUUCUACAUGAAAAUAUUUUGAGUAUGAGAGAAGAAAUAGAGAUGAUGAAGGACACUUUUCAACAAGAGUUGGAUGACCUGAAGUGGAAUAAUUUCAUUUCGCAUAUAGAAAACGAAGAUGUUCAAUAUACCAAUGAAAUAUAUUUGCAGCAGAUUAACAAAUAUCAAAAUCUUUAUCAGCAAAUGAUGGAACUCAACUACGAGCUAGAAAUGGAACAUGUGAAUAAUCUCCAGGACCUUUCAAUGAUGGAGGCCCAAUUCAAUAAGUAUCAAUCAGUUGUGAAAAAUCAAGAGGAGGAGAAGAUUGUCAUAAGGAAUCAACUCAAGAAAUUAACCAAAAAGAACAAAUGCUACGAGGAAGUUGUGCAGUUUUUCAAAGAUGAAAUGUCAGUUAUGUCCGAUGAGCUGUUAACCCUACAAGAAGUUCUGAACGUUACCAACGUGAGUUCCCUAGAAGAAAACAACAAACUGAUAGGCGCCAUCCUCCAACUAAGAAGAAUAAACGACCGUCUAGUCGCCCACCUGUGCGCAAUAGAAAAACAAGCGAUAAUCGAGAACCAGAUCAACCAAAUCAACGAGGCCAGGAUCAACGAACUCCAGAACAUCAUAAGCGCCAAAAACAACGACCUCACGCAACACGACGACAUCAUACAGGACAUGCGCAGGAAGCUAAACAACGCGACAAGACAGAACGCUGAUCUCAAAAAGACCAUCAAGAACCUGACAGACACCGUGGUGGAGAUACAGGAGGGCAUCAAAUCGGUCGAAAGAGAACAGCUGAAGAACGUGUCGGACGUGUCUGUGGUCGAGUCCAAGGUAUGUUUGGCCAGCGGUGAUUUGGAGUCCAUCAAGAUCUGUAUGGAGCAGAAGAACAGCCGGAUCAUGGAGCUGGAGAACCAGUUGAAGAGCCAAGAGGUAGAACUCAUCUUGGCUAAUAAGGAGUUGGGUAUGUUGAAAGAGAAGAAAUCAGACAGCAAGGAAGUUAUAAAUUCCUUGAAGGAGCAACUAACCUCGGCUGAAAAAAGAAACGAACAAGUCGUCGGGGACUAUCAGAUGGUUGUGAAGAAGCUCCAGGACUAUUCGAACCUUGAGCACAUGAAAAACUAUGAAUUGAAUCAUUACAAAUCGCUGGUGGAAGAAAUGAAGACUAGUCUGGUACAGUUGAACAAUGGACUAGAGAAGUGCGAGGCCUCAAACAUCCACUUCUACGAGGACUUGAGGAAUUCUGAUCAUAUGCGAGGGAGGUUGUUACAACACAGAAAGAACAAUUUACCAAUCGUUUUUGAUGAAUUGAAAAAAUCGAUGGCAGAUCUCAAACGAAGAUUGUCGGAAGCGGAUUUCAAAGGUGGGCUUAUAGAAGAAGAACUACUGAAGGUCAAGGAGUCGCACAUGUCUCAAAUCACGGAAGAGGUAACCGAUACGCAAAAGGAACUGGAGGCGAAGAUUAUUUCUUCGAUCGAGGAGCAGAGCAGGCUCAACCAGAUCGUGGAAGAUCAGAAAGAAGAGAUAAGAAGAUUAAAAAGGGAAUUGGAGAAGGAGAAGGCUGAUAUAUGUGCUUGCAAGCGCAGCGUAAGCGACCUGAAGAACGAAAAAACCUCCACCAAUGCUGAGGUGGAGAUAUCUCAGUUGAAGAGCGAUUUAAACAAGUCCCUUCACAGACAGAGACUGCUCAAUGAAGAAAACGACCAGAUACACACCCAGAUGAUCAACCUACGUAAGAAACUGACGUUUUUGGAGCAAGCCUACGACGUGUUGAAACAGGAGAACGAAGACUACAAAACACAAUUAAAAAGGGCGCUCAGAGAGAAAGAAUAUCUGUCGAGCAAGAAUCACGAUCUGACCAAAACCAUAGAACAGAUGAGGAGCACACACGACCAGCUUGAGAAACAGUGCAGGUACAACGCCGAUAGGCUAAGAAACCUAGAAUUGGAACUGGCGGACGCCCAAGUAGAUAGAGAGAUCGUGUCUGAUGAGGCCAAACACUUGGCUAGCGCGGUGAAGACGUGGAUUGAGGAACAGCCAAACGAGAAUCUAGAGAUUCGCGGAAAGAUAAAAAAUAAUACCGACACUAUUAAUCCUUUGCGGAAGACCAUGAUGAAAAAAAUGUCGGAAGAAAAAAGUUGGAUCAACACGCCCAUGCAACACCCUUUUUCACCUAGACGCUACGGCACUAUGGGCAAUCUGGAACGUAGAACAGUGUCUCCAGCCAGGACCAGAAGAAUGGAGAGACAUACUGCAGAAGCCAGAUACAGAUCAUCAAGUCCUUGGCGAGAGAUGAACUCCUACGAUGAAUAUGUACCGGAGGACACAAACAGUCACAAGAGCAACAUCUUGAGGAACAUUUCUUACGAUUCUAAUUCAUCUCCCUACACUAGUAGAAGCCUUUCUCCAAGGACUGCUUCCAUCCAGGGAGAAGACGAUGAGAUGGAUGAAAUGAAUUUGAACGAUUGGUUUUCGCCUAAUUAUAAGGAGACUGAAACUGAUGCUGAUGAAGGAGAUGAGGACAGUUUCAUCAACAAAGUUCAGUUAAUGACAGCUCAAGUUCAGGAGGCAAACAUAAGAUGGCAGCAAAAAAUGAACAAAGAAUAUUUGUCCAAGUCUCGUGCCAGUAAUAAGUAGAGUUUGAUAUUUCGUUUUAAAUUAUUUGCAAGUGUACUGCAUUCAAAUGUAUUUUUUUACCGAUGUGUCUUUUAAAUAAAAAGUUUAUAGUGAA
This is a messenger RNA of Harmonia axyridis, 6844 nucleotides long. RefSeq lists its product as uncharacterized. Bases 118 to 6750 code for a protein of 2210 amino acids. NCBI's taxonomy places the organism in Eukaryota, Metazoa, Arthropoda, Insecta, Coleoptera, Coccinellidae. The record is from RefSeq and is a predicted model, not a curated record. Gene Ontology annotation, biological process: microtubule-based movement; cytoplasmic microtubule organization; cytoskeleton-dependent intracellular transport. Gene Ontology annotation, cellular component: cytoplasm; centrosome. The transcript is spliced from 26 exons. Gene Ontology annotation, molecular function: dynein light intermediate chain binding; microtubule binding; microtubule motor activity.